AUGGCCGACUUCUCCUCCAUCCCCAUCAUCGACUUCAGUCGUCUGCAGGAUCCCUCCACGAAAGAGGACACUCUCGCGCAACUCCGCGAGGCCAUUUUCGUGGUGGGGUUCCUGUACUUGAUCAACCAUGGCAUGGAGGAUCUCAUUCAAAAAACACACGCCAGACUCCCCGAUCUCUUCGCGCUGCCCGAGGAGACCAAGGAAAAAUGUAACAUGAUCAACUCGCCCGCGUUCGUGGGAUACACCAAACUGGGCGCGGAGACCACCGCGGCGAAGACGGACUGGCGCGAGCAGUUCGAUUUCGGGACCCCGGGGAUGAAGCCGUGGACGUCGGAGGCGCCGUUCUGGCAGCGGGUCGAGGGAGACAGUCAGUACCCCGAUUACCUCGGCGCCCAAGAACUGGUCGACGACUACAUCGCCGCCUCGUCGCGGGUGUCCAAGCUGUUCAUGCGAUCGGUCGCCGAGUGCCUGUCUCUGCCGCCGACGACCUUCGAGUCCUUCCAAGGGAACAUGGACCGGCUCAAGUUCGUCAAGUAUCCGCAGUCGCCGCCGGGGUCGCAGGGCGUGGGCCCGCACAAGGAUUCCAGCGGCUUGUUCACCUUCCUGUCGCAGGAUGAUACGGGGGGGCUGCAGGUUCUGAACAAGGCGGGCGAAUGGAUCGAUGCGCCGCCCAUCCGGGGCAGUCUGGUCGUGAACAUCCAGCAGGGCUUCGAGGCGAUCACGGGCGGGGUGUGCACGGCCACGACGCAUCGAGUGAUCGCCCCGACAACCCGCACCCGGUACAGCAUCCCCUUCUUCCUGGCGGUGCGGCUGGACCUCACUCUGGCGCAACUGAAGGAAUCGGCCGCGCAUAUCGUGCAGAAGAUCCCGGCGUCGGACGAUCGCAAGAAGCGGGCGGUGGACGUGCCCAGCGAGUUCCUGUCGCCGCUGUAUUCCUGCUUUGGCGAGGCAUAUCUGCGGAAUCGCAUCCUGAGCCACCCAGACGUGGGCCAGAAGUGGUAUCCAGAGUUGUAUGAGAAGUAUUCCAAGCAGGUGUUGACCUAA
Molecule: messenger RNA, 1044 nt
Organism: Aspergillus clavatus NRRL 1
Lineage: Eukaryota; Fungi; Ascomycota; Eurotiomycetes; Eurotiales; Aspergillaceae
Product: isopenicillin N synthase family dioxygenase
Exons: 5
Coding region: 1-1044 (347 amino acids)
Molecular function (GO): dioxygenase activity
Source: RefSeq, a predicted model, not a curated record